This is a messenger RNA of Myotis brandtii (Brandt's bat), 345 nucleotides long. RefSeq names its product phospholipid-transporting ATPase IA-like. Gene Ontology annotation, cellular component: plasma membrane. Gene Ontology annotation, biological process: phospholipid translocation. Gene Ontology annotation, molecular function: ATP binding; ATPase-coupled intramembrane lipid carrier activity; ATP hydrolysis activity. NCBI's taxonomy places the organism in Eukaryota, Metazoa, Chordata, Mammalia, Chiroptera, Vespertilionidae. The record is from RefSeq and is a predicted model, not a curated record. Bases 63 to 338 code for a protein of 91 amino acids. The transcript is spliced from 2 exons.
GCUAAUUGAUCAUUUGUUCUAAUUUAAGGGUUUCUCCCCUUCAAAAAUCUGAAGUCGUUGAGAUGGUUAAGAAGCAAGUCAAAGUCAUAACACUUGCAAUUGGUGACGGAGCCAAUGAUGUCAGCAUGAUCCAGACGGCACAUGUUGGCGUGGGUAUAAGCGGGAAUGAAGGCCUUCAGGCAGCUAAUUCUUCUGAUUACUCCAUCGCGCAGUUCAAGUAUUUGAAGAAUUUAUUGAUGGUUCACGGUGCCUGGAACUAUAACAGAGUCUCCAAGUGCAUUUUGUACUGCUUCUACAAGAAUAUAGUCCUCUAUAUUAUCGAGGUAAUCGCCGGUUAAGUUUUAA